UGACAUCACAGCUCAGAUUACAGGCUAACUCUCAUCCAGAAACAUCACAUUUACUAAACAUAAAAUAAACCAUCUGUACAUGAAUUAAACUCAGAUUGGAGCGAGGACUCAUCUGGAUGAAGUGUUUCUGACUGUGUGAAGGUAGAAGGUGUGUGUGAGCUGAUGUGAAUCCAGCAGCAUGGGUCUGGGUCAGAGCAGAGAGGAGGGAGUCCUUCCCUCCAGAACCUCCCCGAGGGGAAAACCUGGGAGAGAAGAAGAGAGGAGACCUGGACCUGGACCUGGACCUGGACCUGGACCUGGACCUGGACCUGGACCUGGACCUGAAUCUGAACCUGAAUCUGAACCUGAAUCUGAACCUGGACCUGGACCUGAAUCUGAACCUGAACCUGGACCUGGACCUGGACCUGGACCUGGACCUGGAUCUGGUCCCAGCUGUGUGUCCUUGAAGAGUGACAGAUCCAAGGAUUUAAUUAUUCAUUUUAAAGAUACCCAACGAUCUCCCUCAGUGAGGAGACAAUCUGGACCUGGUCCUGGACCUGGACCUGGACCUGGACCUGGACCUGGACCUGGACCUGGACCUGGACCUGGACCCAGCUGUGUGUCCUUGAAGAGUGAUGCAUCAAAGGAUUUAAUUUGGGAGUUUAAAGAUACCCAACGAUCUUCCUCAGUGAGAGUGGACCAGCAGAUCUCAGAGUCCCCCAGUGGUCCGUCUGUCCAGCAGCAUCAGACCCAGCUGGACUCCGUCUUUCAGCUGCUGGAGGACGACAUGAAGGUUGAGCUGAAGAAGAUCCAGAAGGUUUUGAGUCCAGAUUACCCAGAAUCCUCAGAGAGUCUGGAGGAGGAUGAAGAUGAAGAGCAGAAGAGCAUCAGAGAGACAUUCAUGAAGAUCACAGUGAAGUUCUUGAGGAGGAGGAAGCAGGAGAAGCUGGCCGACCUCCUGCAGAGCAAGACAGUGGCUGCCGUUUGUCAAUCCAAACUCAAAGUUCAGCUGCAGAAGAAAUACCAGCAUGUGUCUGAGGGGAUCAUUAAAGCAGGAAAUAAAACCCUUCUGGAGCAGAUCUACACGGAGCUCUACAUCACAGAGGGAGGGACCGGAGAGGUCAACCAUGAACAUGAAGUCAGACAGAUUGAAGCAGCUUCCAGGAAACCAGACGGAGCAGAAACAGCCAUCAGACAGGAAGACAUCUUUAAACCCCCACCUGGAAGAGGAGGACCAAUCAGAACGGUGAUGACGAAGGGAGUGGCCGGCAUCGGGAAAACAGUCCUAACACAGAAGUUCAGUCUGGACUGGGCUGAAGGCAGAACCAACCAGGACAUCCAGUUCCUGCUUCCAUUCACCUUCAGACAACUGAAUGUGCUGAGAGAGGAGAAGUUCAGCUUGGUGGAACUAGUUAAUCGAUUCUUCUCUGAAACCAAAGGAAUCUGCAGCUUUGAAGAGUUCCAGGUCGUGUUCAUCUUUGACGGUCUGGAUGAGAGUCGACUUCCUCUGGACUUCCACAACAAUGAGUUUAUGACUGAUGUUACAGAGUCCACCUCAGUGGACGUGCUGCUGACAAACCUCAUCAAGGGGAACCUGCUUCCUUCUGCUCGUCUCUGGAUCACCACACGACCCGCAGCAGCCAAUCAGAUCCCUCCUUACUGUGUUUCCAUGGUGACGGAGGUCAGAGGGUUCACUGACCCACAGAAGGAGGAAUACUUCAGGAAGAGGAUCAGAGGAGAGGAGAAGACCAGCAGGAUCAUCUCCCACAUCAAGACAUCACGGAGCCUCCACAUCAUGUGCCACAUCCCAGUCUUCUGCUGGAUCACUGCUACGGUCCUGGAGAACGUCCUGGAGAACGUCCUGGAAACCAGAGAGGGAGGAGAGCUGCCCAAGACCCUGACUGAGAUGUACAUCCACUUCCUGGUGGUCCAGGCCAAACUGAAGAAGGUCAAGUAUGACGGAGGAACUGGGACGGAUCCACACUGGAGUCCAGAGAGCAGGAAGAUGGUGGAGUCUCUGGGAAAACUGGCUUUUGAGCAGCUGCAGAAAGGAAACCUGAUCUUCUAUGAAUCAGACCUGAGAGAGUGUGGCAUCGAUGUCAGAGAGGCUUCAGUGUACUCAGGAGUGUUCACCCAGAUCUUUAGAGAGGAGAGCGGCCUGUACCAGGACCAGGUUUUCUGCUUCAUCCAUCUGAGUGUCCAGGAGUUUCUGGCUGCUUUUCAUGUCCAUCGGACCUUCAUCAACUCUGGAGUCAACCUGCUGGAGGAACAAAGGAACACAGAGACUGACCUCUAUCAGACAGCUGUGGACAAGGCCUUAGAGAGUCCCAACGGACACCUGGACUUGUUCCUGCGCUUCCUCCUGGGUCUUUCACUGGAGACCAAUCAGAACCUCAUACGAGGUCUGAUGGAAUCAAAACAAAGAAGUUCACAGAACAAUCAGGAAACAGUUGAAUACAUCAAGAAGAAGAUCAGUGAAGAUCUGUCUGCAGAGAGAAGCAUCAACCUGUUCCACUGUCUGAAUGAACUGAACGAUCGGUCUCUGGUGGAGGAGGUCCAAGAGUCCCUGACGUCAGGACGUCUCUCCACAGAUAAACUGUCUCCUGCUCAGUGGUCGGCUCUGGUCUUUAUCUUACUGUCAUCAGGAGAAGAUCUGGAGGUGUUUGACCUGAAGAAGUUCUCAGCUUCAGAGGAGGCUCUACGGAGGCUGCUGCCGGUGGUCAAAGCCUCCAAGAAAGUUGUACUGAGUGACUGUAACCUCUCAGGGAACAUCUGUCCACUUCUAUCCUCAGUUCUCAGCUCUCAGUCCUCCAGUUUGACAGAACUGGACCUGAGCAACAACGACCUGCAGGAUUCUGGACUGGAGCAGCUGUGUCCUGGACUGGAGAGUCCACACUGUCACCUGGAGUCUCUCAGGCUGUCAGGCUGUCUGAUCUCAGAGGAAGGAAGUGCUUCUCUGGUCUCAGCUCUGACCUCCAACCCCUCCCACCUGAGAGAGCUGGACCUGAGCUACAACCAUCCAGGAGAGUCAGCAGGGAAGCUUCUGUCUAGACUGGAGGAUCCCCGCUGGAGACUGGACACUCUCAGGGUGGAGCCUGCUGGACAACGAUGGCUGACACCAGGUCCAUGGAGGUAUUCCUGUCAACUCACCGUCGACACAAACACAGUCCACAAACGCAUCAAACUGUCUAACAACAACAGGAAUAUGAUGUGUGUGAGGGAGGAUCUGUCGUAUCCUGAUCAUCCAGACAGGUUUGAUCACUGGGAUCAGCUGCUAUGUAGAGAAGUUCUGACGGGUCGCUGUUACUGGGAGGUCGAGUGGAGCGGAGGAGUUUCUGUAUCAGUGAGUUACAGAAGAAUCAGCAGGAGAGGAGACUGUAGGUUUGGAGGAAACCAUCAUUCCUGGAGUCUGGACUGUUAUCCAGGUAAUCAGUACCGUGUCCGUCACAAUAACAUAGUAACAUCCACCACCUCCUCAUCUCCACCUUCAGCCUCUAGCAGAGCAGCAGUGUACGUGGACGUUCCUGCUGGAACUCUGUCCUUCUAUGAAGUCUCUGUCUCUGACAGACUGAUCCACCUCCACACCUUCAACACCAGCUUCACUGAACCUCUCUGUGCUGGAUUUGGACUCUGGUCCAGUUCUGGUUCCUCAGUGUCUCUGUGUCCAGUUUAGUCUCCAGAGUCUCCGGUCAGAGAAACUGUCUCUGUUGGAUCCUGGACUUGGACUCUGGUUCUGGUUCCUCAGUGUCUCCAUGAUGAUGAUGAUGAUGAUGAUGAUAACAAAGUUUCUAGGGGGCGCUGUUGAGCCGUUAGGCCACGCCCAUUAAUGCAAACCAUUAAAUAUCACAUUUUUCGCCAGGCCUGACUUGGUGAAAAAUUUGGUGACUUUUGGUGCACGUUUAGGGGAAAAAAGACCCUCCUUUGGUCGGAAAAAUUGCUACAGAUACAAUAGGGCCGUAGCACUGUCAGUGCUCGGGCCCCAAUAAUAGUAAUUAUAAUGAUACUAUCAUAUUCUGUAAAAAUGCACCUUUCUACCUCAUACUGCUGUACUUUUCACUUGUUUUAAAAUUGUAUAAAUGUUAAUAAGAGCUGUCAUUGGUCUAUUUCCUGUACAGUGAGCGAAAACAACCGAGUCAGAUUCCCCGUCUUGUUUCACCUGACGUGGCCAAAUAAACAUGAUUGUUA
Cololabis saira (Pacific saury) is the source of this 4164-nucleotide messenger RNA. Its product is annotated as NACHT, LRR and PYD domains-containing protein 4-like. The record is from RefSeq and is a predicted model, not a curated record. The transcript is spliced from 11 exons. The coding region runs from base 179 to 3652 and encodes 1157 amino acids. Gene Ontology annotation, molecular function: protein binding. NCBI's taxonomy places the organism in Eukaryota, Metazoa, Chordata, Actinopteri, Beloniformes, Belonidae.